Messenger RNA from Wasmannia auropunctata (little fire ant), 1206 nucleotides. Its product is annotated as elongation of very long chain fatty acids protein AAEL008004-like. Gene Ontology annotation, cellular component: membrane. Gene Ontology annotation, molecular function: fatty acid elongase activity. Lineage: Eukaryota; Metazoa; Arthropoda; Insecta; Hymenoptera; Formicidae. The record is from RefSeq and is a predicted model, not a curated record. The coding region runs from base 175 to 537 and encodes 120 amino acids. The transcript is spliced from 2 exons.
UAAAUACAACGAAAGCGCAUGCUAGAUGAUUGCGCACAAUAGAUUCCGAUCGUCACGUCGAUGCGACUGUUCCGUGAUAUAAAAUAUAUCAAUGGUAGUCAAAUAGUGAUAUUUUGUUGCAAAUAAUAAAGAGAUAGCGAUUCGUAAGAUCGACACAGUGCAAUUGUCUCUAUCAUGGGUUUCUUACACGACAUAUCACAUUCCUGGACGAAAAAUCUCGAUCAACGAGUAGUCGAUCUACCGUUAGUUGCUUCUUCCUAUCAAGUACCACUUAUAAUAUUCGCAUACCUGUAUUUCGUGUUCAUUUGUGGGCCUCGAUUUAUGAAGAACAGGCCACCAUAUUCACUAAAGACGUUCAUAAAGGUGUACAAUGUCGUCCAAAUUUUGGGAAAUGCGUGGUUAAUCUACGAUCAUAUUGACGGUGUGUUAUCGUCCAAAUUAGUGUGUCCUGUUUUAGACUAUACCCACGAUUAUAAUUCAAUGAGGGUAAGAAUUUAUAUGAAAGCUACUUUUUUUUUAGAAAAUGUAUGUUAUUGACAGGUACCUAUUUACAAGAGAGUCUAAUCCCGAGAAAAAUUUAGUCUCUAGAGAUUAUCUUAUCAGAGAUAGAGAAACACUUUUCUCUAUAAAUCACCGUAUUAAGUAUAUUAUAUGUAUUAUAUUUGUUAAAAUAAAGACAAUAAUGAAGUUAUUGACUAAAUUUUAUCGGGAGAACAAAGAAUAAAUUGGACAAAAAAAGAACAAUUCUGUUAAUAGCAUAUAUUUUCAUCUAAGCUUUAUAUGUAAAUUUUUAACGUAUCAAAUGUGAUUACUUACAUCCAUAUACACGCAAAAAAAUGACUUAGUAAUAGUAGCUAAAUUUCAAUAGCUGAAUCAAACUUAACUAUAAGAGCUUCCGUCUUAGUGUCAUUGCUAAGUUCUGGCUAUUAUAAAUAAAAAACAUUCACUGUGACAAAAAAAUUUAUUACUGAAAUUAAAAGCAUAUAUUAGUACAGGCAGCUAAAAAGAUGGCUAUAAUGUUUUAUCAUGCACACAUUUAGCACACAGAGCUAAGUUUAUAGCUACGCGCAGAAAGUUGAUUUGUAAUUGUUGUUGCAAUGUGGCACUGCCAUAUGCAUCAUCUACAACGCAUUUAGCAUUUAUAUUUUGCAGUAUAUAAGUUGUAUACUGCAAAUAUUAUUACUAUGCGAAGAUAAAAUAGCAUAG